GUUGAUGAGAUGCGGGACACCUUCAUUCCUCACAUCCUUGAUGAUCAUGGUUGGCGACAGAUGGUGACACACAUGAGACAGACCCACAUUGAGAAAGUCUAUGAGUUCCAAACUCAUAUUCACUAUGUGAGCAUUGAGCAUGAGAGAUUAUUCACCUAUGUUCAAGGUAUUAUCUUCGAG
Ilex paraguariensis (yerba mate) is the source of this 180-nucleotide messenger RNA. The record is from the annotation of a GenBank genome assembly. NCBI's taxonomy places the organism in Eukaryota, Viridiplantae, Streptophyta, Magnoliopsida, Aquifoliales, Aquifoliaceae.